Chrysochloris asiatica (Cape golden mole) is the source of this 612-nucleotide messenger RNA. Its product is annotated as proteasome subunit beta type-3-like. Bases 1 to 612 code for a protein of 203 amino acids. Gene Ontology annotation, cellular component: proteasome core complex. Lineage: Eukaryota; Metazoa; Chordata; Mammalia; Afrosoricida; Chrysochloridae. The transcript is spliced from 2 exons. The record is from RefSeq and is a predicted model, not a curated record.
AUGUCUAUUAUGUCCUAUAAUGGAGGGGCCGUCAUGGCCAUGAAAGGGAAGAAUUGUGUGGUCAUCGCUGCCGACAGGCGCUUCGGAAUCCAGGCCCAGAUGGUGACCACAGACUUCCAGAAGAUCUUUCCCAUGGGAGACCAUCUGUACAUCGGCCUGGCGGGGCUCGCCACUGACGUCCAGACCGUUGCCCAGCGCCUCAAAUUCCGGCUGAACCUGUAUGAACUGAAGGAAGGUCGGCAGAUCAAGCCUCACACUCUCAUGAGCAUGGUGGCCAACCUCUUGUAUGAGAAGCGGUUCGGUCCCUACUACACUGAGCCUGUCAUUGCUGGAUUGGACCCGAAGACCUUUAAGCCAUUCAUUUGCUCUCUGGACCUCAUUGGCUGCCCCAUGGUGACUGAUGACUUUGUGGUCAGUGGCACAUGCACUGAACAAAUGCCUGUGGCCAUUACUCCAGUAUUGUCCAUGGCAUGUGCCUCACCAAUUAAAGAUCAUAAGAGAAGAGAACCAAUAAAUAGAAGAAAACUGACAUGGCAUAAAAAAAAGAAGAUAGAAGAAAAGGGGAAAAAGCUGAAACAGAGAGGUGGAGGUGAGAGAGACUGUGUCUCAUGA